CUGUACUUGUAGUAUGUAACCGUCACCAUGAGGUUUUAGUCGACCCUCGUUGAAAUUAUUAUUUUUUUUUUAAACAACAAUAUAAAAAGUAGAUAUUUCACAAGUAUUGCUAGAUUCCCUUUCAAGAAUGGGUGGCAAGAAGCAGCAGGCUCAGAGGUCUAAGAAUAACACGAAGCCUUCUAGCAGUGGGAGGUCUGCUGAACACAUUACAAACAUACCUGCAACGCCUGGCUUUUCCAGUUUUAAGACGAACCAAACUUUGAAAUAUGCGGGAACCCUUCCUGACGUCAUUGAUCCCAGUAUGGAUCCAAGUUUUCAGAUGGUGUUUAAAAAGAUGAACAAAAAGGAUGCCACUACACGUCAUAAAGCUCUGCUAGAAUUUAUUGCAUUGUGUAAGGCAAGUGAAACGGACAUUGUCACAAAUGCUCUUCCAUCAUGGGUUCGCAUAUACUCCAGCUUGGUUGUUGAUGUAGAGCAUAGAAUAAGAGAAGCAGCUCAACACGCUCAUAGGGCCAUUGUUUCUAAAGUCGGCCGAAAUUUGGCACCCUUUAUAAAACAGGUCGCCCCACUAUGGUUCAUAUCGCAAUACGACACCCAUGCUCCUGCAGCAUCAGCCGCAUCUCUUGCAUUCAAGGAAGCAUUUCCUCCGCAUAAAAUUGUGGAUGUAAUUACAUUCUGCCAAAAUGAAAUUUUGCAGUACAUUUCGGAAAAUCUUUUAUCACAAGCUCCAAUCAUAUAUGGAAAAACAGAAAAUAAACAGUUAGAAGAGAUGGAAGCCAAAUAUGCCAGGAUAGUGGUUUGUUGUUUGAAUGGAUAUGCUCUUUUCUUGACAAAGAUACCCAGCGAUCGAUUUGAUUCGAUUAAAGAAAUGAACGAUAAAAUUAUUUCAAAUGCUAACUUUUGGAAGUUUUCCAAAUAUAAGGCCGGAUCGGUGAGGGCUGCUUGGUUCUCCUUGUUGUCUACAAUGUGUCAACACGCCCCGCACUUUCUAGAAAGUGAACAAAAAAGGGCAAUUAACAGUACGCUCAUACAUAUCAACGAUUAUGACCCAGUUGUUUUACCUGCUGCAUGGGAAGCAUCCUUGCAAAUUAUUACCAAUUUUCAAGAUUGUUGGCAGCAUAUUAACAUGGAAAAAUUUCUUCUACCGAAGUUAGUGAAUAUUUUUAGCCAUGGAGGACAAGGCAAUGCAUCUUUUAUUUGCCCUAAUGUACUCCCACUUCUAAGUCGCAUUCCUGAUUCAAUAAUAAACAACAAACAAGAAUUUUAUGUCAAGAUUUUCUCUAGUUUUAUAACAGGGUUUAAGCAGCAGAGUGUUGCACAAAGUCAUACUGAAAGUGAGGCUAUCGCGACAUCUUUCAACGAGUGUAUUCGUUACAUUAUUCUGCAACAUAUUGAAGAAUUAGACUUUUGUCUUGCCUUAACCGAAAAUAUUUUAAAAGCGGUUGCUACCACCAUGGUUGACCCGUUGUACCGACAUCUAAUAACGUCGCUUUAUACAUCGUUAACUCAAACAUUGCUACACUGGAAGAAAAACGAAGCAACGAAUGAAAAUUAUAAAGAGCUGGGAGAAUAUUUCUGGAAGGAAAUGACCAAAUUGUGUAUUGAUAGCAUCGACAAUAACAUUCAUGACAAAACGAUUCUUAACUUUGUUUAUAAUUGCCAGUACAACUUGUUUGUUAUAUUGAAUGAACCGUGCGCAAAGAAAAAAAAGAAAAUGAAGGUCCAAUUUGUAACAGAUGUUGAUAGCAAGGAAGUUUCGAAGAGACCAGAAGCUGAAACGACUACAGUUCUUAAUGAUUCAAAUCAAACAGAAAUAAAGAGAAAUGUAUCAUUACUGAUUGACAAGCUUGGAAAGAAAUAUUUCAACUCAGUUUUGGAUGACACUAAUAACGACUUCAAAUUAACAACUAUAGAACAUCUUUGGAAUAUUUCUAAAGUUCUGCCUAACGAUCAAAUGGAAAUACUAAUUCAGAGUGCCGGUCAAGAUAUAUCUGACAUAUUAACUGGCUGGCUUAUGAAUCACAAUAUUUCCACAGUUUAUUUGGUAGGUUUUAUUUUUAACUCGAUCGAUUUUAUUGGGACAGAAGAGAAGAAAUCUUCAGUGCUAGCCGAAUUAUUGAAGAGUCGACCCGAUGAAACAUUGUAUGAAGCGAUUAAAAUGGCUAUUUAUGAUUUAAGUACAAAACCAGGAUUAAGCAGGUGGCUCAAGUCAGACUCUGUAAAAGCAGAAGUUUGCGAUGUGGGAAAUAUAACAAAAGAAAAUUCCCAGAUUUUGGAAUAUUACCUCAUGACUAACAAAAAUGGCGAGUUCAUUUUGGGCAAUGACACAGUAUCGUCAUUAUUUGAUAUACUAACAGAAAUGUUGAAGACUGGAACUAUCUCCCUUGAAAAUGUCAAUACAAUUUUGAAUCCAUUGUUCAAUUCAAGAAAUAAAAAAAAUCUGGAACAGUUCAGCGAGAAAAUUCUUCAUAUCCUUGAAUUGUUGUUCUGGGUGAUAGUGACAACGAAGAAUUACAAUAAUGGUCAAGUGUGGUUAACUGGUGUCAUGCUGUUUUCUACUUUACCAAAUAUGGAAAAACCAUUUACAGACCAUAUUUAUAAUUGUGCUAAAAUUGUUGCAGAAUAUUUAAAUGAAUUGAACAAUGAAGAAGAAGUCGAUGUAAACGGUGCUGUAAAAACAUCAUUUAUGCUUUUAAACGCAGUUGUCCAGGGUGAUAAAGAAGUCAUGAAUUUAAAAGGGGCUAAUAUAUGCAAAUUAUUUUUGACAACUAUACUUACCGAGUCAACAGAAAAGUGGCAAUCCGAAGUUGAAAACAUUAGUUUCACCGUUGAGUUUUUAGACGGGUUAUUGCCUUACGACGAGAAAAAUUUGAAAAACGGUCUGUACAUCGAAAAAGGAAAAUGGGAUCCUUUUUGCAAAGUUAACUUCCUGUCAUACGUCUGGUCGCUGCUCUAUUGUCUCAAAUACCUGACAAUUUUGAUGGACGCCCAGUAUGGAGAAGAAAAUACAGACGACGAACAAGUAUUCGAGCAUUUGCACAUUCAGCUGAACAGCGAGCAGUACAGUGAAUUGGUUCAACACUUGCUGGACAUGUGCCACGGACUACGUCUGUGCAACACAAUAAUUGAUAACUUUGUCAAUACUAAGCAGUGUCAUCAAGCACACAGUCAUUUUAUUGAAUUAAAACCCGGAUUAAAAGAAUUGGUUCAAAGGCUGCAGGAAGAACAACAAAAAGCGUUGAUAGAAUUAUGCGAAGAACGGUGUAAAAACGGAGGAUCUCUUUGGAGUCGGACGCUCAAGUUUGUAAAGGAAGAGUUUUUGGAAAUAUCUUGUGCAGAGGAAGAGAUUGAAAAGACAAGUUUGGACGACCUCACAUCUUAUAGUUUGUAUUUGCUUAGAAAGCGAGCUGAAUGCAAUCAAACCGACACGGAAGAAUUAACUUCAGGGCUUGAACUUGUUAUUACAACAUAUAAAAAUAAUUUUCUUAAAAAGCAACUAAGUGAACUUGAUGGAAGUCAAUUGUGCCUUUAUUCUGAGAUCGUUUGGUUUUUAUGUACCAUAAUCAAACACGCUCCUCAAGUCGUUAACGACAGGGCUGAAACUUGGGAUUUCAUUUUGAUCUCUUUAGCCACCUGGAUUGAAAGUAUAAACACCACACAGACUCAUGAAUAUAGUAAAGAGUUUGUGCGUUACGUCACUGCAGUAUGUGAUUUGCACCGAGAAUUUGUAAUUCAUUUGGUCGAAGCAAAGAAUGAAAAAGUGUUAGAUGAAUGGCAAGAAAUUUUUGCCAGUGAUUCAUACGGAUACGUAGGAAAAAUCUGGAAACACUUUAGCGAAAAAACACUGAAUUCAAAUUUCGAUCAUGUAAGUCUUAAAUAUCUCACAACAUUGAGUAAAAUGAUUUGCUUCAUUUGCCACUCGGAUACGCACAAGAUCCCUUGUGAGAAAUUUUGGACGGAUGAGAACAACGUAAUUACGUGGCUUCAAUACGGAGCUGACUGUAUUACUUCACCUUAUAUUCCUGUUCAGAUCACUUGUUAUUGUAUUAUAACAAACAUAAUUCCUACACUUGUUAAACUUGACAGUUCAUACGAUGAAAGAACGUUAAACAAGCUCUCCUGUCAAAAGUUACUCAUAAAGCUCACAGAAACGCACAGCGUUGUUACGACUCUUUUUCAGGAUUACAGUUUUACGGUGAGCUGUUCAGUAUCCCCUUGUUCAGACAGCUUCACUUACACAUGGGGAUAUCUUCUUAUGUGGUCUUUAGUUUUAAAAUUAUGCCAAGGAGGAGAUUCUCAAACACGUUAUGUUUAUACACUUUGGAUAAGAGAGAAAGAAUUGUUUGGGCAUUUUAUGGAAAGUAUUGUCAGAUUAAUGCCAGAGUCAGUUUUACUCAACAUCAAUUUUAGCAAAAAGCAAGAGCUAUUCACAACUCCACCUGCAUUAACGUUCGAUUGCUGUACGAGUGAAACUCUCAGCAACUUUUGCUGCUGGCUUUACUGCGAGCUUCUCCGUACUUUGCCAGCUGUCGUCAGACAGUGGGGCGCCGAGGCAGAGCCGAAAUUCUUAUCAUUUAUCGAUAAACUUACGACGAUGUACGUUUCGCCGAUAUUAUGCAGCGAGGAAAUGAAAGCUGUUAAAGAACAACAAAAAGCUUUUGAAAAUUUAAAGGUUCAGAUUUUCCCAUCAGCGAAAGAAGUUGUUGCCGUAUAUACUGUUGAAGAGUCUGCUAUGGAACUUGUUAUAAAAUUGGCAUCAAACCAUCCUUUAAGUCCUCCAAAAGUGGAUAUUCCAAAGGGCCUUACUGCCUCCAGCCAGACCAAAUUCAUAAUGCAACUUUCGAUAUUUCUCACUCAUCAGAACGGUUCAAUUUGGGAUGGGCUGAUGUUAUGGAAAAGUAAUUUGGAUAAAAAAUUCGACGGCAUCGAGGAAUGUUAUAUUUGUUUUUCAAUUUUACACAACACCACCCAACAGCUUCCAAAACUAAGCUGCCAGACGUGCAAAAAGAAAUUCCAUUCGUUCUGCUUGUACAAAUGGUUCACAACAAGCAACAAAUCAACUUGUCCCAUUUGCAGAAAUCAUUUUUAAAACCGCCAAAUGGGUAUAAAUUAAAAUUGAAUUGUUAUUUGUACAUAUGUUUGUAUUAAUAUUAUUUCAAGGCUAGUGUAAUAUUAAAAAAUAUCUUUUGUAAAUAACAGCAAUAUAAUUUUUUUUUGUUAAGCAAUUCUUUUUAAAAAUAUCCCUUUUACAUAAAACUCAAAUGUACAAGAACUAUCACAGUUGAGAAUUUAUUUAUAUUAAAUUAUUUUUUGUUUUGGGGAGGAGAAAACAAAA
This is a messenger RNA of Cimex lectularius (bed bug), 5335 nucleotides long. RefSeq names its product E3 ubiquitin-protein ligase listerin (gene Ltn1). The coding region runs from base 128 to 5089 and encodes 1653 amino acids. Gene Ontology annotation, molecular function: ubiquitin protein ligase activity; ribosomal large subunit binding. Lineage: Eukaryota; Metazoa; Arthropoda; Insecta; Hemiptera; Cimicidae. Gene Ontology annotation, biological process: ribosome-associated ubiquitin-dependent protein catabolic process; rescue of stalled cytosolic ribosome. Gene Ontology annotation, cellular component: RQC complex; cytosol. The transcript is spliced from 26 exons. The record is from RefSeq and is a predicted model, not a curated record.